Messenger RNA from Cokeromyces recurvatus, 543 nucleotides. RefSeq lists its product as uncharacterized. The coding region runs from base 1 to 543 and encodes 180 amino acids. The transcript is spliced from 5 exons. The record is from RefSeq and is a predicted model, not a curated record. Lineage: Eukaryota; Fungi; Mucoromycota; Mucoromycetes; Mucorales; Mucoraceae.
AUGUUCCAAAGUAAAGAAUACAUUGAGCGUAGACACGGAAGAACAGGUACAGAUAGAGCCUACUUCUUAAGUCAAUUAGUACAAGAAUAUAACACGACUAAAAGUCAAGAAGCAAAGCAACAAGUGCUUGCCAAUUUAGCUAACUUUGCUUAUGAUCCUAUUAAUUACGAUACGCUUUGGGGUCUUAGAGUAAUCGAUUUAUUUCUAAAUGCACUAACUGAUAAUGAUCCGUUAAUUCAAGAAUUUGGAAUGGGUGGUCUUGCAAAUAUUUGUUUAGAUCCACAUCAUCAUGAAUAUAUAAUGUCACAGCCAAUGUAUAGAAAUAACAUUAUUCAAUGUUUGAGUUCCUCAAAUUCAACAAAAAUAAAAAUUAAUGCCAUGACGACUUUAAUGCAACUUAUUACAGCUGAAAAUUAUCAUGUGAUUUUGACAGCUGAGUUGGAAGAAUAUUUAUUACAAAUUAAAGAUGAUCAUCAACAUAAACAAGCUAGUAGAAUGGCUGCUUUGUUUCUUAUAGAUUAUUAUCAUCGCAGUAUUUUUUAA